AUGUUGUGGUUCAGACGCGCACAAGUGGUCUUCGUCCUCGUUGGGGUACUCGUCCCCACGCUCUGCUGCGAUUGGCUAAAACGAUACACGGACUUGAGUGACAGGUGUCUGUCUCUACUACGGGACUUGGGUGGUCCCAUCACGAACAAGGAGUUUCCGCUUCCGUUCCCAAGAAAACUUUACCAGCAGGUGAAGAAAUCUAAGGCGGCGUGCAAAGUGACGUUUGUACGGAACAAUUUGGGACAUAUUUUGGAUCUAUACGAGCAAGUCAACGUCUCCAAAGUCGGCUGGGAUGCUGAUAACUUGGAAGAGCUGCUCAUCGUCGUUCACAGGCAGAAGGCAGAGCUCAGCGCGUGUAUUUCACCAGCAAAAAUGGAAGGCUGUUUUUCCAAAGAGCUGCGCCACUACUACGGCAGUCUGACCAACGCUACCCUCAAUGGCACAGAGGGCAGCAGCGCGUCGUGGGAGUUGAUCCGGAGCGAAACCAAAAUGCACCUCCAGAAAUUGCACCUGCUCGUGGCCGCGAUGUGACCCGCAGCCCGCGGGGGACGCCGUCUGAACACCU
This is a messenger RNA of Syngnathus typhle (broad-nosed pipefish), 565 nucleotides long. RefSeq names its product interferon phi 1 (gene ifnphi1). The coding region runs from base 1 to 531 and encodes 176 amino acids. Gene Ontology annotation, molecular function: cytokine receptor binding. NCBI's taxonomy places the organism in Eukaryota, Metazoa, Chordata, Actinopteri, Syngnathiformes, Syngnathidae. Gene Ontology annotation, cellular component: extracellular region. The record is from RefSeq and is a predicted model, not a curated record. The transcript is spliced from 5 exons. Gene Ontology annotation, biological process: defense response.